This is a messenger RNA of Syngnathoides biaculeatus (alligator pipefish), 4080 nucleotides long. Its product is annotated as splicing factor U2AF 65 kDa subunit-like. Gene Ontology annotation, cellular component: nucleus; commitment complex; nuclear speck. Bases 145 to 1677 code for a protein of 510 amino acids. The transcript has 12 exons. Lineage: Eukaryota; Metazoa; Chordata; Actinopteri; Syngnathiformes; Syngnathidae. The record is from RefSeq and is a predicted model, not a curated record. Gene Ontology annotation, molecular function: pre-mRNA 3'-splice site binding; poly-pyrimidine tract binding. Gene Ontology annotation, biological process: mRNA processing.
AAGUAAAGGACCGGAACUCACGUGUCCAUAGUAUGGCGCGGUGGUUACCUGUAGCAAGCAGAUGGUGGCUUUCCCGUUAUUUUACGUCUUCGGCUGUCGUUAAUUAAUUAUUCCCCCAAAGUCUACAGCUGGUGUCUUGGGAAAAUGUCGGAUUUCGAAGAAUUUGAGAAGCAGCUGAGCGAGAACCGGCAAGAGAGGGAAAAAGAAAGACGCAAAAAGAGGAGUCGCAGUGACUCAACUGGUCGUGGCGACAACCACGACAGCCGGAACAAAGAGCGGUGGGACAAACGGAGUCGCAGUCGAGACCCAAAGAGUCAGGAUCGGAGAAGCUCAUCGCGAGACUACAAGAAGCACAGCCAUUGUUCUCCGAGGAGAACAAGAAAGAAAAAGACAUGCAAGUACUGGGAUGUGGCUCCUCCAGGCUUCCAGCACCUCACCCCUCUACAGUAUAAAGCCAUGCAAGCCGCCGGUCAGAUCCCGAGCAUGGUCCUUUUAGCAACGUCCUCCGCCGCCGCCGCCGUGGUGCCCGGUGUGACCUCGGUGCCAACUCCUGUGGCCGCGGUGGGAAACCAGUUGACUAGACAAGCCCGCCGCCUCUACGUCGGGAACAUUCCCUUCGGAGUCACCGAGGAGUCCAUGGCCAACUUCUUCAAUGCUCAAAUGAGACUGGCUGGCCUCUCGCAGGCCCCCAACAAUCCGGUCCUGGUUGUGCAGAUCAACCAGGACAAGAACUUUGCCUUCCUUGAGUUCCGCUCGGUAGACGAGACCACACAGGCCAUGGCCUUCGACGGGAUAGUUUUCCAAGGUCAGUCCUUGAAGAUUCGGAGGCCUCACGACUACCGCCCGCUCCCUGGCAUCUCAGAGCAGCCUGCGUUCCACGUGCCAGGCGUCGUGUCCACAGUGGUUCCAGAUUCUCCUCACAAGCUUUUCAUCGGUGGUCUGCCCAACUACCUGAACGAUGACCAGCGAUGGUCCCAUAACAUCUUAAGUCUGUGGUCAUAUUUGACUAUCAUCGUCAUCAUUCAUCAUCAUCUAAAUCAUCAUUGUCGUCGUCGUCAUUAUUGUCAUGUGUCAUGUAGGACAGCAGUGGUGAAGGAGCUGCUGACGUCAUUCGGCCCGCUGAAAGCCUUCAACCUGGUGAAGGACAGUGCCACUUCACUGUCCAAAGGGUAUGCCUUCUGCGAGUAUGUGGACGUGGGUGCCACGGACCAGGCGGUGUCUGGACUCAACGGCAUGCAGCUGGGAGACAAGAAGCUGAUCGUACAAAGAGCCAGUGUGGGUGCCAAAAACAACAACCUGUCAUCCAUCAUCGAAACGCCAGUGCUGCUACAGGUGCCAGGUCUGCAGGGUUUGCAGAAUUGCGGUGGGGCCGCCACCCAGGUUCUGUGUCUGCUCAACAUGGUCAUGCCCGAUGAGCUGGUUGACGACGACGACUACCAGGAGAUCCUGGACGACAUCCGGGAGGAGUGCUGCAAAUACGGCAGCGUCCGUUCCAUUCAGAUACCCAGACCACUUCAUGGAGCGGACGUGCCGGGAUGCGGGAAGAUCUUCGUGGAGUACGUGUCCACAGCCGACUGUGAGAAAGCCAUGCAAGCCCUCACCGGUCGAAAGUUUGCCAACAGAGUGGUGGUCACCAAAUACUACGAUGCAGAUAUGUAUCAUAGACAUGACUUUUAAAGCAUGCACGCACGCAUACGCGCGCGCACACACACUCACACACACACACACACACACACACACACACACCCCUUUCAUUGCUUUUAAGUUCAAGACUUUUUUUUAAACUAACUGCACUGUACUCUUGUAGGAAAAUUAACUUCUGUGCACUUCAAAACAACAUACAGGUGCGUCUCAAUAAUUUUGAAAACUAUGUACAGGGUGAUUAUUUUUUUUACAUUUUACUUUACAGAGGUUCACUUUUUAAGUUAAAUUACUUCAAUAAAUUUUACACUGGACUCCUGCCUACCGGCAAACUGCCCAGUUUUGUAUUUUUUUGUCCUUUCUGAAAUACCCAAAGAUGGCCCAGCUUGAAUAGGAAAGUAGUCAUUGGUAUGAAGGAAGUAUGUUGAAGUGAUGUAUUUCAGCUCAGAGACAAGCAUUGUUGGGAAGAUGCUAAGUUUAGUCUGGGUAGUUAGUGGAAGUACAGCCUUCACUGCCUGGACACACAUUUCCGAUGCAUGUAUGAUUUUUAAGAGUAAUCUUUUAAAAAGUGUUAAGAAGCACCUUUAUGGUUUAAAACUGGGAUUACAAGUAAUUAUUUAAAAAUUCAGAUGAGGCAUCAAUAUUACUUGUUCAUUCAUCUUACGUUCCACUUGUCCUCACUAGGGUCGUGGGUGUGCUAGAGCCUAUCUCAGUUAUCUUCAAGUGGGAGGCAGAGUACACCCUGAACUGGUCCCUGACCGAUCGCAGAGUAUGUACAAAAAAAACAUUCACACUCACAUUCACACCUACAGGCCAUUUAGUCUUCAACCAAACUACCAUGCGUGUUUUUGGGAAGCGGGAGAAAACCAAAGUGCCCAGAGAAAACCAACGCAAACCUGGGGAAAACGUGAACGCCACACAGGGGAGAGGUUAGGGUUAGACCGGGAUUUGAGCCCCAGUUUUCAGAGCUAUGAGACAGAUGUGUUAACCAGUUGAUCACCUUGCCGCUCAUCAAUACUAUAUUAAAUAUAAAUUUGGGCGGCACGAUGGAGCAGCUGUAAAGCGUUGGCCUCACAGUUCUGAGGGCCAGGGUUCAAAUCCUGGCCCUGCCUGCGUGGGUUUCCUCUGGGCACUCCGGUUUCCUCCCACAUCCCCAAAACAUGCAUUAACACUUUAAUUUGCCCCUAGGUGUGACUGUAAGUGCAACUGUUGUCUGUCUCCAUGUGCCCUGCGAUUGGCUGGCAACCAAUUCAGGGUGUACCCUACCUCCUGCCUGAUGACAGCUGGGAUUGGCUCCAGCACUCCCGCAAUCCUCGUGAGAAUAAGCGGCUCAGAAAAUUGAUGGAUGGAUGGAUGGAUAAUAUAAAUUUGAGAUGUACCUGUAUACAUUUUUCGUUGAUUGUGUUUAUUACAAGCACAGUUUAAAACAUUGUUGGUGAUGAAUGAGCUCCCUUUUCAAGUUAUCUAAUAAUAAAUGUAAUUUAUUAAUAAUACCAUGAUAGUCGAGUGAGAUGAAGAUGUAGUUUGGCGACCAACCCACUGGGCGUCGCUAUAAGCCAAAGCAGCACCAAAGUUGUCAACUUUUUUCAUUCAUUGUAAAAAUGUCUUUCAAGUAAAAAAGACUAUUUUAUCAUAACGCCAAUCACACAAGAGUAUCCAAAUAAAAUGGCACAUCAAUGUCUAAAAACACUUUUUGUUGUGUUAAUAUUUUUAGAUGCUGUUUGAGCAAUGUAUGCAAUAUUUAUAAUGAAAAGUCAAAAUGAAUGCAAACUGUAGAUGGAAAGGAACGUGAGGUAACGUGUUGUUCGCGUCCAAUUUACAUACUAAAACACCAAGUUGGUGCUCAUAUACAAAUAAUAUUUCAUAAUUACAUCAUCAGCACCUGGAAUAAAUGCAUUUAUUCACCCUAUGUUCAUUGAAAAUUUUCUCCAGCACCAAUUCACAACAGAAAUUAUGACAAUAAGGAUCGCUCAACGUUGCAAUAUGAUGCAACUAGUCAAAUUUCCUCUGAUCUUUGACAUCAAUGAUAACAGCGCCAUCCAGAGGCCGAACACACUCACGGAGCCCGUUGUGUACACGGAUGUUGAUACAGACUCCCCUAUCAGAUGGCUUCAUUCAGGUCACAGUGGACCGAGGGUGGCGAAAAUUUUCAGAUAAUUGACGACCAUUAUCAUUGCAAUGAAUACAAAAUCUAAUUAAAAAAAAAAACAAUUCGUUCAUUUUCCAUACUGCAUAUCCACACUAGUGUCGCCGUAGUCCUGGAGGGUAUUCCAGCAAUCAUCUGGUGAGAGCCACGGCACACAGUGAACUAGUCGCCAGCCAGUUCCAGGGCACAUAAAAACAAUCUUUCGCACUCAGUCACACCUACGGGCAUUUUAGAGUUCCCAAUUAACUUACCAUACAUGUUUUAAGGAUGUGGCAGGAAACCUGAGUGCCCGA